AUGAAGGAGUGACAAAAACGUUCACAUGUGCCCGACCACUAAUCGGCCAGCAUGUGUUCUUACAGCUCGUAGGAGUUGAAGGUUCCCUGUCUCUAUGCGAAGUCGAAGUCUUCACUACUGAAGAGUUUUCCAACGACCGAUGUGCGCCGGCUGGUGCUUCCGCUGACAUUGAACUUGCGGCUUUCUCUCGUAACUGCUACGAGUUUAAUGUGGCCAAGGGAGGCUCCUUCGAUGAGGCGCGCAAGCAGUGCCAAUCUCACGGCGGUGACCUCAUUCAUGGCUUUCAGGGUGCAACGUCAAGUUACUUAAUACAAGAACUGGAACGACGCAAAGCACAGUUGAAGACCCAAUUGGUCUGGAUCGGUGCUCAAAAAGAACCGGGCCUCACUUCGAGAACAUGGCGAUGGGUUGAUGGUGAAUUGGUAUCGAAACCGACUUGGGGCAAAGAUCAGCCGAACAACUACAAUGGUGAACAGAACUGCGUGGUGCUGGACGGUGGGCGCGCGUGGUUGUGGAACGACGUCGGCUGCAACCUCGACUAUCUGCACUGGAUCUGCCAGUACCUACCGCCAUCUUGUGGGAGUCCAGAUAAACUAUUGAAUACUACAAUUGAAGGAAACAGUUACCUGGUGGGCGAAUAUAUCGCCUACAAAUGUCCCGAAGGUCACAUGUUGCUUGGAGAUAAGACCAGAGAGUGCAAGGAAGACGGAUUCUGGUCCGGAACAGCGCCUAGUUGUAAAUAUGUCGACUGCGGUGGUCUUACCCCGAUCCAAGAUGGCGACGUGUCUUUAAUUGACGGACGCACUACUCAUGGCGCAAGAGCCAUGUACACUUGCAAAGAGAACCACACUCUCGUCGGUGAGUCGUCGAGGGAAUGCAGUGAUGAAGGCGUAUGGAGCGGACAAGCGCCGAAGUGUCUGUUCGACUGGUGCCCAGAGCCAGCCCCGGUGGCAGGUGCUACUGUAACAGUCAGUGGACACAAAGCCGGCUCUCUAGCAACCUACACUUGCCAAAAUGGAUUCAUAUUGUUCGGUACACCGAGUGUAACUUGCAAGCUUGGCGGUACGUGGGCAGGAACACCGCCUUCUUGCAAAUAUGUGGACUGCGGCACACCAGCACAAUUGUAUAAGGGUUCCUUCAGACUGUUGAACGGCACCACGACAUAUGGCUCCAUAGCGCAGUUUAAUUGCGAAGCCGACUACUGGUUAUCGGGGACUGAAUUUCUCACAUGCAACAGGGAUGGAAAGUGGUCCCAUGACAUUCCGACUUGUGAUCUGAUUACUUGCGCUGAUCCAGAAGUUCCCGCUGGCGGUUACAUGGAAGCUUACGAUUACAAUGUGCAUUCGACUAUCGACUUCCACUGCGAACACGGUCACAAGUUAGUUGGAGAGUCUAGUUUGAUUUGUCAACAAGACGGCGAAUGGUCUGGAGACUCCCCGAAAUGCGAAUAUGUGGAUUGCGGCAAGCUCCCGCCACUGCCAUAUGGAUCUGCAGAACUACUUAAUGGCACUACACAUUUGGGCAGCAUCAUCCAGUACUCAUGCACUACUAACUACCGUCUAGUGGGGCCUGUACGUAGAAUCUGCACCGAGGAUCACCAAUGGAGUGAAUCAUCACCCAGGUGUGAAGAAAUCCGCUGCCCAGAGCCUGUAGUAGCGGAGAACAGUAUAGUAUCUGUGACAGGCAAUGACCGCAUGCAUGGACGCACACUAAUCCGCACAGUGGGCAGCACAAAUGCAGGCAAUACAUACCGCAUUGGUGCCCUCGUUAAAUACCGUUGUGAGAGAGGUUACAAAGUCAUUGGAGAAAGCCUGUCUACUUGCGAGGAUAAUGGACAAUGGAGUGGAGUUACACCUCAUUGUCAAUAUGUGGAUUGUGGCAAUCCUGGUCGACUGCAGAAUGGUAUAGUGACACUGGCUACUAAUGCUACAUAUUAUGGGGCUGCAGCAUUGUAUGAAUGUGAUGAACAUUGGCAACUUGAUGGUGUUUCAAGACGGUUGUGUCAAGAUAAUGGAACAUGGAGUUCUGAACCUCCAGUAUGCAAAGAAAUAACAUGCACAGAUCCAUCGAUCCAGAUAAAAGGCAGCACCGGACUUGUUGUGGUUACAUCCUCGCUCAGUAUUGGCAGUGAGGCUCACUACCGCUGCGAGCGUGGGUACAGUCUCCGCGGCAACCAGACCAGAAUGUGCAUGCCAAGGGGAGUGUGGAACGGAUCACCGCCAGUCUGUAUACCAAUUGAUUGUAAGUCACCGGGGACGAUUGAGAAUGGUCGCAUUAUAAUAUCGAACAGUUCGACACUAUUCGGAAGUUCUAUCGAGUACCACUGCAUGCCGCAGUACCAGCGAGUGGGGCCGUUCCUAAGGAAGUGUUUGGACGACGGCAAAUGGUCUGGAGAUGAGCCAAGUUGUGAGCUAACGACCAACGAAGCUACAGACAGCGGGGCUCUACCACUUAGUGUUGGUGUUGGCUGUGGCAUCGUACUCUUCUUGCUAAUGCUGCUCGCUCUUAUUUAUUUAAGACUUCGGAAAGCAAUGCCUGUGAAGAAUACAGAGAAUAUUGAAGGCGCGGAGAGGAAAGAAGACCAAAACGCGGCCGUUAUGAGCUACGCCACACUACACGAUACGAACGGGCGUCAUAUCUACGAUCACGUGACGGAUAAUGUAUACGACUCGCCGUACAGCGAGCGAGUGGCCGACAAUAUCGCGUACGGAAGACGCAGCGACACUGAUUCCGCAUACGAGCCCGAACCCACGGGACCCAACGCUGUCGUCACAAUAAACGGAGUCGCGGUGCGUUGAUACAUUACACAAUAACCUGUACAAAUAACACAUACAACAUUGCCAAUUAGUGUAAUUUUAAGUAAAUUGAUGUCCGAUUCGAAGGACCAACUCGCAGUGAUAUUGUCAAAUUUAUAAGUGAUACAUUGUAAAGUUUGAAAGAAUGGAUGUAUAAUAGAAUGUUUAAAUAAUCAAAUGGCGAUAAUGUUUUUGUUUUUACAAAUUAUUUAACACAAUUAUUUAUAAUCAUCAUAUAAGGCUUUCUGGUUUUUUCAUUUCGUUCAAACAGUUUAAAUGAUUGUAAAGUACCAGUACCAUAAUAAGUGAAAAUAUGAAUGACUUUAAUACUAUUAUUUAUUAUUCAAAUAUAAUUUACUGACAGGAGUCGAUGAUUGUAAAAAAUGUGUUUGAGGUUAUCACCAACCCUUACUAGGUAUUUAACCAAAGAUGUAAAUGAGUUGGAAUUAUGUGAAGUAAAAUAAUAUUUAUGUAUUAGUUUAUGAUUGUAACUAUAUUGUUAAGUGAUAAAAGAAUUGGAAUGCGGCAUUCGGAUUUUUUUAGGUAAAGUUAAAAUAAUAAUGUAAGUGCUGGUUUGUCUUUUGCCUUGAUUUUCUUUGUACUCAAUGCCUACUUAAUAAGAAUCUUUAAAAUAUUCACUAUCAUCAAUGUCUUAUAACACUGAAUUGCAUGUUGUUAAUUAAAAUAUAUCCUUGUUCACUUUAAACCUUUAAAAUUAAUUUAUGGCAUGUGUACUGUCAUGAAUGAUUACUGUUUUUAAUAUGUUCCGUGUUAUUGAUGCAUCCAGUUCUAACUGCCACACCUAUGAUUGUUAAAUGACCUCAGGGACAUAUUCCUACACUAAAUUUACACCAAGAAAUGCCCUUAGGCUCCGCUUAACUCUGAUUGUAUCCGUUGUUCUCCCUUUUGAAAGAUACUGUAAAUACUUAGCGUAGUAAGGUGUUUUAUAAUUGGAAGAAAGUGUUUGUGAAAAAUAUAUAAAAAAUGAUAUAUGUUUAAUUUACUCUAAAUUCUUUAUCAGCCCUUCUUAGUUUGAACUUGUUUUUAAAAGCAUUAGAUGUACUAAAUAAGAUAAUGAUUCUUCUAACUUCAUGUCUUAGUUGUUUUUAGUUAUUCUUUUCAGACCGACAAUGAUAUCUGAUUUAGUGGACAUAAGUGAAAUUAAAUAAUAACAGCUCACUAGCGCCAUCCGCUCAAUGUCAUAAAUGUGUUACAAAAUAAAUGGAUAGGUCUUUGUGAAUGAAAGCUUAUGCUUCGUUCCGACAAACGCGUUUGUUAAUGUUAUGACAGUUCAUGCUUUCUCUAUUACCAGUUCCAGUUCGUAAAACUCCAACUCCAACUCCUCCAGCAACCGCAACAGAGCUAAGAUGGCGAAAAUCAAAUAGUCGCAAAAUACCACGUCUUAUCGGCUGUCAAUUAUAGUGGUCAGUGUUUUCGUACUACAGCUGUCUCGUCAAGUUGUUUGCCAUUUUCUACGCAUACUUAGGUUUUACAUAUUUUCUAAAAAGGCUUACCGCCAACAGCAGCGCCCCUCACUAGCUCAGAUAUCCUUGUUUAACUAAACUAUUAGUUUCGACUCAGUGACAUUUGUAAUGACAUAUAUUGGUAUCUCUCGCAUAAUCUUUGAAAAAAAGAGAGACAAGUAUAGUUGUAUACUCGUAUACGAGUCAAUACGAAAUUCACUUCAGUUGAAACACAUAGUUAUGGUAUUUUGUAGAUAGAUUUUCAUACUAAUUUAGUUUGUAUAUUUUUGUUUUGAGUGUUAUGCAUAGUUUAAGAACUAUACAAACUUUAACAGUUUUUGAUAAGCAUCGAAAAUAUAUUUUGUUACUUUUAUAAACUUGUACCUAUAUUAAUGUUAAUUUAAGUGUUCGUUAAAUAAACGUAUACAACAUAUA
Messenger RNA from Papilio polytes (common Mormon), 4693 nucleotides. RefSeq names its product CUB and sushi domain-containing protein 1 (gene fw). The record is from RefSeq and is a predicted model, not a curated record. NCBI's taxonomy places the organism in Eukaryota, Metazoa, Arthropoda, Insecta, Lepidoptera, Papilionidae. The transcript is spliced from 14 exons. The annotation marks the transcript as partial.